AUGUGCACUCAAUUUAAUCGAGGUAUUAUCUCGGUAGUUAAUGUAGUUUUCGUCAUACCGAUAAGCUGUAACAAUGCUAUUUUCUAACAGCUUUGAAUAAUCUGAAUGUUGGAUUUGCUAUUAAAACUCCACAAUUGUAAUCUAUAAAUCCAUAUUGGUUUAAUAAUCACGACGUACAGUAGACUUUUACUUGUAAGGUCUAGAUCGAAAUUAUUUCGAUCAACCAAUUUAUAGUUUUUUCAUUUUCUUCUUAAUUUACAAUUUUUCUGACGAAUAUAGUGUUUCCAGUUGAGCCGAGGACCAAAGUGCGUUCUUAGAUUUAUUGUAAGUUGCUUUAUAGGAUGACCAACUGAUUCUGUAAUAUUGGUUUAUAGACGGUCUUACGCAAAAUGUAGUUUAAUUUCACAAAUUUCUAAAUAUCAAUAAAACAUAUGAAUACAUUAUUUUUCUUUUUAGUAAUGUACACCUAAACCAAAUAUUGUAUCAGUAUUAAUUAAUCAAUUAUUACAAAUAACAUCUCUAUCUUUAACCUAGCUUUGGAGAAAGUGGUUAGAGAACUUCAAACCAAUGAAGGUGGUAUCCAGUUAAACGAAAAUAGAAUACGGGUUCUAGGUUUUGCGGAUGAUUUGGUUAUUCUGGGUGAAUUCUUAACGGACGUAGCGAACGCAACCAGAAUCUUGAGUAAUGAGGCAAAGAAAAUAGGAUUGCACAUCAGUGAUGAUAAAACCAAAAACAUCAGUGAUGAUAAAACCAAAAUAAUGGAGCUUCUAGGAAGUGGUGAAAACCCCAGAGAAGGAAGUGGUGAAAACCCCUUCUAG
Messenger RNA from Cinara cedri, 818 nucleotides. NCBI's taxonomy places the organism in Eukaryota, Metazoa, Arthropoda, Insecta, Hemiptera, Aphididae. The record is from the annotation of a GenBank genome assembly.